Molecule: messenger RNA, 2965 nt
Organism: Oncorhynchus kisutch (coho salmon)
Lineage: Eukaryota; Metazoa; Chordata; Actinopteri; Salmoniformes; Salmonidae
Product: caM kinase-like vesicle-associated protein
Exons: 11
Coding region: 355-1650 (431 amino acids)
Biological process (GO): protein phosphorylation
Molecular function (GO): ATP binding; protein kinase activity
Source: RefSeq, a predicted model, not a curated record
UGCGCUCCAUAUAUUUGCACACUCAUAUGCGCACACUCCACACCUCCCUUGCCUGGAUGUUGUUGAUGGUAUUUAGAGCAGCCUACUAUCGAUGCGCAUCCUUCCUCCUCUGUGUUGCUCUCCUUAAGAAGCUUUGACAGAGCAGAUGAGCAAGGAUCUAUCUCUUUUAUCUCACAGGGAAUACAUCUCCACUGCUAACCAACCCAGGAAAACCAAGCUCUUAUCACGUUCUUUCGAUGACAAAGCACGCAUAGGCUAAAGAAAGAAAGACCUGGAAAAAGAACGGACUCAAUUUUUACAGAGCUAAUUUCAGGUGGUGCUGGUGUGAAUUCCCUGUGAAGGGCAGGAGCUGCCAUGCCAUUUGGCUGUUUGACGCUCGGGGAGAAGAAGGAUUACAACAAUCCCUCAGAGGUGACUGAUAAAUAUGACCUUGGACAAAUUGUCAAAUCGGAGGAGUUCUGUGAGAUCUUCAGAGCGAAGGAUAAGAACACACUCAAAAUGUUCACCUGUAAAAAGUUUUUGAAAAAGGACGGGAGGAAAGUGAGGAAAGCUGCCAAGAAUGAAAUUGUGAUCUUGAAUAUGGUAAAACAUCAUAACAUCCUCCAGCUGGUUGAUGUCUUUGAAACUAGAAAGGAGUACUUCCUCUUCCUGGAGCUAGCUACAGGCAGAGAGGUCUUUGACUGGAUCUUAGACCAAGGCUACUACUCAGAGAAGGACACCAGCAACGUUGUCAGACAGGUGUUGGAAGCCGUGGCCUAUUUGCACUCCCAGAGAAUUGUCCACAGGAACCUCAAGCUGGAGAACCUGGUGUACUUCAACCGCCUGAAGCACUCCAAAAUAGUGAUCAGUGACUUCCACCUGGCCAAGCUGGAGAACGGACUCAUCAAGGACCCCUGUGGAACCCCAGAGUACCUUGCUCCUGAGGUGGUGGGACGUCAGAGGUACGGAAGGCCAGUGGAUUGCUGGGCCAUCGGGGUCAUCAUGUAUAUUCUCCUGUCAGGAAACCCCCCUUUCUACGACGAAACGGAAGAUGAAGACUAUGAUAAUCACGACAAAAACCUUUUCCGCAAGAUUCUGUCGGGAGACUAUGAGUUUGACUCACCGUACUGGGAUGACAUAUCUGACUCCGCGAAAAGCCUGGUGUCAUGUCUGAUGGAAGUGGAGCAGGAUCAAAGACUGACUGCACAGGAGGCCAUCAACCAUGAAUGGAUUUCUGGGAAUGCAGCCUCCAACAAGAACAUCAGGGAUGGAGUGUGUGGGCAAAUUGAAAAGAACUUUGCCAAAGCCAAGUGGAAGAAAGCUGUAAGGGUCACAACCCUGAUGAAGAGGCUUCGAGCUCCAGAACAGAGUGACUCCGGUGCCUCCAGCCCAGUUCCAGGGGCCACCGCUGGCCCUGUCACCCCGAGCAACACUCCAGUACCCCCAGCUGAUGGUUCUGAGGGCACCCCUGCCAGCACAGAGGCCUCACUCACCCUCCAGGUUCCCUAUUCACAGAAUGCACCCACCAUCAUCACUCCUGGUUCCCCCUCCCAGCUCCAGCCCAGCCCAGCUCCUGAGGAGCCAGAGGCCGAGCCCCUGGAACGGUGUAACGGGGACUCAGCAGCACCACUCCAAACACCCCCACAAACACAGGAGGAUCAGAAUGGCUAGACAAAGCGGGACCAGUGUCCCCCACCACACACACCCUGUAAAUAAGACGCCGGCAUGAUUAUCCAGAAUCUGCUUAACGUCCCGCCCCAUUCACCCUCUUGCAGCAUUAGUGCAGCAGCAUCUCACACAGUCUGUUCUAUCUAUCUGCACCCUGUGAUUGGUUGAGUGGUCUGUCUAUCUUUUCCUCUUACUCUUUUCCCCUCUAGUUUUGUUGAUACUCAUCCUUUUGGGGAAAAAAAGAGUGUGAAGAAUAUACAUACCUCUAACAUUUGUUUUGAGCAGGUCUAGCAAAUUUCUGUCUCACACUUUCUCUUCUCUUCACUUAAUUACGUUUUAUUUGAUCGAAUUCUCAAUUCUAUCAAUGUAUCGUUUUGAAUCUGAAUCACACCUUUAGUGAAAUUCCUAGACACCUACAUGUUUGUGAUGGCCAGCCUCUUUGGUUCCUUAAAGGUCAACUUAGAGAGCAAUCUCAAAAUCUGUUUUCUGUUGUAACGUACCCAAUGUGACUUAGAAAUGGUCUGAUAACUGCUUAUAUUCUCUCUGUAUACUCCCUUUUCUUUGGAAAGAAGACAGAAACCUGGUGAGAAAAUGUGUAUGCUUGAUUAUUGAUCCCAAUAAAAUAGUGUAUCGGGCUUUAUGAACAUUUUGCAAAUAGUAGCUCAUGUUGUGUUUACGUUUAAGAUCACGUCAAGCCUGUUAAAGUGUGUUAUUUAUGUCUUAAGCAUCUUUUAGCUGAGCUGAAGUGCUGCCGAAGUAUUAUAUAUAUAUAUAUAUAUAUAUCUAUGAACUGAGCAAUAUUCAUAUUGCUGUAUAAAACUGUGACACUUUUCAGAAUCUGAUUUAAUUGUGACUGAUCAGUAUGAUUUAUUUUUCAUAUGCCAUGACCAGCCGGUUCCACUUGAUUGCUUUUCAAAUGACACAUUCCUCGUUGAUUAAAAAAAAACGUGUCCCUAUGUAGGUGUGGGACAGUAGAACAUAUUUUAAAACAGAUCGUAACUUUUUCACAUGAUUGUUUUUUUUUUGCCAUUUCAUUUUGCCCAUGAAUACCUGUAAAACAUUUUCUUAAUUCAAUUUGACUGAUUCAUAUCAUGGGUGCCACCACAAAACAAAGAGUAACAAAUCAAAGCAAUGAUUUAAUCUAUCCUCACACGUUUAAAAAGUAUUCUAUAAGGUUAAUGUAUGGUGAAUUAUUUAACAAUAUGCUUGUAUUAUGCAUUUAUUUAGCGAAUGUACUUUUUCUUGUAUUUUGAGUCAUGUCCCAUUUGUAGUCUGUAUUUCUUGACUGUAAAUCUAAAAUAAAAAGUAUUGUGAUUCA